AUGAUCGUGCGAUCACAUUAUCCUAAAAAGAAAUCGUUGAGAAAAGUGUUUGGGGGUUUCCUGCCUGGACCUCUGGAGAAACUUGUGAAGCAGAAAGCAGAGAAGGAGAAGAAAGAGAAGGCAAAGUCGCGUCCCCAAGCAUCCGUAUCAUCGUCACCGGCAUCGGCAGCAAAGCCUUCGACAUCCCCCCAAGUAGAAGGAAUCACAGCCUGGGCUUCAGAAACAUAUCUGCUACCGGAAGCACCGAACCCUCUUUCAGAGAGCAACGUCGAAAGCCCCGUGAUUCAGAAGCAGAUCUUCAUCGCAGCGAGCAACAGCAACAUUGACGAGUCCAACAUUACUACCGUCGACCCUCGAGGUCAACCUCAGACACGAGCCCUUUAUCCUUUGGAUUACAACACUCUCGUUACCUCAGCUCUCUAUUCUGAGCCAUAUUCAUUACCAAUAUCAGAACAGUACAUCCAGUAUACUGCUCCCAGUUUUACCUCCUCUAUCACCCAAGCGUCGGACUUGGACUUUGAUAUCAAUGACAGCUUUCCCCUGCCAGAGUCAACCCAGACCACAUCCAAGUCUUUCCAACAAUCCAGGACACAAUUUGGUGCUCCCUCUAUCCAGAGCCCUCUAGUACCAGACUACAUCCAAGACUUUGGUAAUCCUUCUGGCCUUGCUUGGCCUUCAGACAUGGGACACGACGUGCAACAAGAACUACCGCCACCCGGCCCCAGUAUCUCCUCCUGUUCUUCUUCUGGACAGGAUUUGAAUCUAGUCAAAGCAACAUAUGAUGGCGGCUAUUCAACCCGCCAAAAGGUCACAUUCGAUAAGGAUUUGGACUUGAGCUUCAUAGCCCAAAGUUCUGUCGAAACACUCCAUCGUUCGUCUCUUAUACAAGUUAUAAGUGUCCCACCAGGAAUCGGCAGAAAGACUAAAUGUCCCAGUGGUGCAUUGAUCGACAUAGAACAGAUCCUGUACGCCUGGGUAGAGUUCGAGUCUCAUCGCCUCACAUUCCCUCCUACUCGACUAUAUUUCGUCGUAUACAAUGACUUUAUAGGCGACGAUGGUAUUCAUAUAACCUUGGGCCGUGAUUGGGUCAACAAAAUCCAACAGGCCGGUCCUCAGAUUGGUUACCAAGGUCAACCAUAG
Messenger RNA from Fusarium mangiferae, 1140 nucleotides. RefSeq lists its product as uncharacterized. The record is from RefSeq and is a predicted model, not a curated record. The transcript is spliced from 2 exons. NCBI's taxonomy places the organism in Eukaryota, Fungi, Ascomycota, Sordariomycetes, Hypocreales, Nectriaceae. The coding region runs from base 1 to 1140 and encodes 379 amino acids.